AGUGAGGACGGCUCUGUCAGACUGUGGGAUCUCCGGACGGCCUCUCAGACACAUAAGAUUGAGGUGUAUAAAUAUGAGGAGUGUGCCCGGCCGCAGUACGGGAAGUGGAUCAGCUGCCUGGCUACAGACUCAGACUGGAUGUUGUGCGGUGGGGGGCCCCAUGUUGGCCUAUGGCACCUUCGUUCUGUCACCCCGACCACCAUCUUCCCAAUCCAGGAGACCCAGCAACAGGUCAUGUUCUAUCAGGAUAUGGUCCUGUCCGCGGGGCAGGCGCCUCAUAUAAACCACUGCCAGUUAAAUGGAGACCUCCGGGCCCAGAUCCCCAGCACCCGCGCCAUCUACUCCCUGAGCGUCAACGAGAGCUCCCAGGAAAACAAGGUCCUCACGGCCGCCGGCAGUAGCUCCAGGAUCGAUGUCUUCACCAACUUCAGAUAUCGCGCCUUCUCCCUCACCUUCACCUGAUCACCUGAUCGCCAUCACCUGAUCACCUGAUUACCAUCACCUGAUUACCAUCACCUGAUCACCUGAUUACCAUCACCUGAUUACCAUCACCUGAUUACCAUCACCUGAUCACCUGAUUACCAUCACCUUCACCCGAUUACCAUCACCUGAUCACCUGAUUACCGUCACCUGAUUACCGUCACCUGAUUACCGUCACCUGAUUACCGUCACCUGAUUACCAUCACCUGAUCUCCUUCACCUGAUCACCUGAUUACCAUCACCUGAUCACCAUCACCUGAUCACCAUCACCUGAUCUCCUUCACCUGAUCACCUGAUUACCAUCACCUGAUCGCCAUCCCCCUAUCGCCAUCACCUUCACCUGAUUACCAUCACCUCAUCGCCAUCCCCCUAUCGCCAUCACCUUCACCUGAUUACCAUCACCUGAUCACCAUCACCUGAUCACCAUCACCUAAUCACCAUCACCUGAUCACCAUCACCUGAUUACCAUCACCUGAUUACCAUCACCUGAUCGCCAUCCCCCUAUCGCCAUCACCUUCACCUGAUUACCAUCACCUGAUUACCAUCACCUGAUUACCAUCACCUGAUUACCAUCACCUGAUUACCAUCACCUGAUCACCAUCACCUGAUCACCAUCACCUGAUCACCAUCACCUGAUUACCAUCACCUGAUCACCUGAUUACCAUCACCUGAUCACCUGAUUACCAUCACCUGAUCACCAUCACCUGAUCACCUGAUUACCAUCACCUGAUUACCAUCACCUGAUCGCCUUCACCUGAUCACCUGAUUACCAUCACCUCAUCGCCAUCCCCCUAUCGCCAUCACCAUCACCUGAUUACCAUCACCUGAUUACCAUCACCUGAUUACCAUCACCUGAUUACCAUCACCUGAUCACCAUCACCUGAUUACCAUCACCUGAUUACCUGAUUACCAUCACCUGAUUACCAUCACCUGAUUACCUGAUUACCAUCACCUGAUCACCUGAUUACCAUCACCUGAUUACCAUCACCUGAUCGGAUCGCCAUCACCUGAUUACCAUCACCUGAUUACCAUCACCUGAUUACCAUCACCUGAUCACCAUCACCUGAUUACCAUCACCUGAUUACCAUCACCUGAUUACCAUCACCUGAUUACCAUCACCUGAUUACCAUCACCUGAUUACCAUCACCUGAUUACCAUCACCUGAUCACCAUCACCUGAUUACCAUCACCUGAUUACCUGAUUACCAUCACCUGAUUACCAUCACCUGAUUACCUGAUUACCAUCACCUGAUUACCAUCACCUGAUUACCAUCACCUGAUCGGAUCGCCAUCACCUGAUUACCAUCACCUGAUUACCUGAUUACCAUCACCUGAUUACCAUCACCUGAUCGCCAUCACCCGAUCUGCUCUCUUGGUUUUCUUAUUUUUAUAUUAUA
Messenger RNA from Hyla sarda, 1876 nucleotides. RefSeq names its product THO complex subunit 6 (gene THOC6). Gene Ontology annotation, biological process: mRNA export from nucleus. Lineage: Eukaryota; Metazoa; Chordata; Amphibia; Anura; Hylidae. Gene Ontology annotation, molecular function: protein binding. The record is from RefSeq and is a predicted model, not a curated record. Gene Ontology annotation, cellular component: THO complex; transcription export complex.